AUGAAUUCAAAUACACGAUUUGAACAAUGCACAACCAAAGCCCUUCGUGAGCACAAAAACUGUCUAGGACGAGAGCAAUAUGCAAGGCGUAUGACACGUGCUGAUGAGAAAUCUGUCGCUGAAGGUUCAGAAAGUCUUCAUGAACGUAGAAACCGCCUGGCAAGAGAAGCGCGUGUUCGUCGUCUUGCAAAAGAAAACAUUGAUGAAUCUGAACAACGUCGAAAUAUUCAAAGACAAGCACUUGCAAAGAGAACCACUGAGCAAGUUGAGUUACAUAGAAAAAAACAAAAAGAAUCUAAAAAUCGUAUCUCUAAUGCAGCACGUAUUGAGAAUUAUAAUACAAAGACUGUAUCUUUACAUAAUAUUGGAAGUAUAAGUAUUGAAUGUCCAGAAUGCAAAGCAUUACAUUGGAUAGAUGAGAAAGUGGCAGGAUCUCAACAUGCACACAUUUUCAGCACCUGUUGUGCAAAAGGCAAGGUGAAACUACCUGUCAUUGCUUCACCACCAGAAUUAUUAGAAAUGCUUCUCACAGAAGAAAGUCCGCAAGCACAUGAUUUUCGAAAAAAGAUUCGUAUAUAUAAUUCUAUACUUGCAUUUACCUCCAUGGGUGCCAAAAUCGAUGAACAUGUUAUCGGAACACAGGAUUCACUAUCAUUCAAUCAGAUUUAUAUGUAUGAUACAAAUGAUCAGUUACAACAAAGACAAUUAUUAAUGCCAAACCUAAAUCCAACAACAUUUACGCAACUUCAAACAAUGCUACAUGAAGUUAAUCCUUAUACACACAUCUUUCGAAGAGCAGCUCAUGUUUUACAAGAAAAUCCUAUACAAGAUUUAAAGAUUGUUAUUGUCAAAACUAGACAUGAACGUCAAUAUACAAUACCUACCGCAUCAGAAGUUGCUGUUCUUAUGGUUGAAGAUAGUCAAGAAGUUAAGCCAUCUAAUCGUGAUAUUAUACUAUACAAGAAAGGCGGUGGUCUCCAGCGUAUCUCAGAAAUCCAUCAUAGCUAUAGUUCAUUAUAUUAUGUUUUGCUAUUUCCAUAUGGUGAUUCCGGAUGGCAUCCAGGUAUUCACAUAAAUAAUCCUCAAGCAGAAUCUACUAGCAAUGAUAGUUCAGAUUAUAAUAGUAAAGAAGAUAUUUCAACAAAUGAUAACACAACUAGAGAUUAUAUAUCAAUGAUGCAAUAUUAUGCAUAUCGUUUGCAUUUGCGAAUAUACAAAUCAACUUAA
Messenger RNA from Acaulospora morrowiae, 1227 nucleotides. The record is from the annotation of a GenBank genome assembly. NCBI's taxonomy places the organism in Eukaryota, Fungi, Glomeromycota, Glomeromycetes, Diversisporales, Acaulosporaceae.